AUGACGGCGCAGGCCAACGCGCCAAAAGCGCCAGCCAGGGAUCCCCGGACAGCACCGCCUCGGGAUCGCUCUCCUGACGUUGUCAUCACAAAAGACGUGACCAUCAUGCCAUCCGCAAGAGAACAGCUAGCAGCAAUAAGGACGGAAGUUCAAGCAAAUGACGCACCGAAGCUGACAGCACCACACGAGCAGCGGGAGCAGCUCGACGAAGGAACGCUAAUGCUGCUAGAGACCGCCAUCACCGCGCUGGAUGCGAACGAACCCCAGCUGGCCGUCGCGGGAGAAUGCCUCAAGAUCGCUCACCGCCGCCUUAAGUGCUACUCCGUUGCUCUGGCCAAGGCGGGCCCAGGAGCCAACGGUAAUUUCACGGCCCCCUACGAAAUCUGGCACGGCAGGCGGCGCAACUUCACCAAGCCCGAGUUCAAACCAGAGGCCAUAGAUAAGGGCGACAUAGAGAGUGCAUUAGCUAAAACGCGCAAGUCGGUGGCGGCGGACAGGGACGUGGACGCAGUCAUUAAUGCUGCGUUUAGUUGUCUAGUGCUGUGCGUCAGUUCUUUCGGCCGUGCCGGUGUGGCCGCGCUGGACAGCGCUGCGCGCGCUCAGACCGCGCCGUGUGGCGCUAGACCGCGCUUCGGCGCACACGCGCCCUGGCGCUCCGAGAGCAGCAAUUAGUACUCUGCAGUAGUGUAAGGCCCUUGGCAGCCCCGGUUUCGCCUCGCCCUGUCCUAUCCGACACCCCGAACGCAACCGUACAGCAAGCCAUGAAGGCUAUAGGACAUAA
Volvox carteri f. nagariensis is the source of this 781-nucleotide messenger RNA. RefSeq lists its product as uncharacterized. The record is from RefSeq and is a predicted model, not a curated record. The coding region runs from base 1 to 672 and encodes 223 amino acids. The transcript is spliced from 3 exons. Lineage: Eukaryota; Viridiplantae; Chlorophyta; Chlorophyceae; Chlamydomonadales; Volvocaceae.